GCGCGGCGCGGCUGGAGCCGCCGGACAGUCCGGCCGCCGGGAGCGCGCAGGAGCCCGCGGGGAUCCCCGAGAGCGCCGGGACCCCGCGCGGGGGGCUCUGAGCGGCGCGGCCGAGCCGAGCCCCCAGCCUGCCGGCGCCGCUGCCCGCCCGGGCCCCGGGGGCGGCGGCCAAGAUGUCCGUGCCGAAUGUGCUGGCCAAAGCCCUCUAUGACAACGUGGCUGAGUCCCCGGAUGAGCUCUCCUUCCGCAAGGGUGACAUCAUGACAGUGCUGGAGCGGGACACACAGGGCCUGGAUGGCUGGUGGCUCUGCUCACUGCAUGGGCGCCAAGGCAUUGUGCCUGGGAACCGCCUUAAGAUCCUGGUGGGCAUGCAUGACAAGAAGCCAGCAGGACCUGGACCCGGCCCACCCGUCACCUCGGCCCAGCCCCAGCCUGUCCUCCACGCCCCAGGUGCCCAGUACACACCCAUGCUUCCUGCCACAUACCAGCCCCAACCAGAUAGUGUCUACCUGGUACCCACCCCCAGCAAGACUCAGCAAGGCCUCUACCAAGCCCCUGGGCCCAGCUCGCAGUUCCAGUCUCCCCCAGCCAAGCAGACAUCUACAUUCUCGAAGCAGAUGCCCCAUCACCCUUUUCCCAACCCAGCCCCGGACCUUUACCAGGUGCCCCCAGGGCCUGGCAGCCCUGCCCAGGACAUUUACCAGGUGCCGCCUUCUGCUGGAAUAGGGCAUGACAUCUACCAGGUGCCCCCAUCUAUGGAUGCACGCAGUUGGGAGGGGACGAAGCCACCAGCAAAGGUAGUGGUACCCACCCGUGUGGGGCAGGGAUAUGUGUUUGAGGCCUCCCAGCCAGAGCAGGACGAGUACGACAUCCCACGCCACCUGCUAGCCCCGGGGCCACAGGACAUCUACGACGUGCCCCCUGUUCGAGGGCUGCUUCCCAGCCAGUAUGGCCAAGAGGUAUAUGACACGCCCCCCAUGGCCGUCAAGGGUCCUAAUGGCCGGGAUCCAUCACUGGACGUGUAUGACGUGCCCCCCAGUGUGGAGAAAGGCCUGCCGUUGACUAACCACCACGCGGUGUAUGAUGUCCCUCCAUCAGUGAGCAAGGACGUGCCUGAUGGCCCACUGUUGCGUGAAGAGACCUAUGACGUACCCCCUGCCUUUGCCAAGGCCAAGCCCUUUGACCCGACCCGCCACCCGCUGGUCCUUGCUGCACCCCCUCCGGACUCCCUGCCGGCUGAGGAUGUGUAUGACGUGCCUCCCCCUGCUCCUGACCUCUAUGAUGUGCCCCCUGGCUUGCGACGGCCUGGUCCCGGCACCCUCUAUGACGUGCCCCGUGAGCGUCUUCUUCCUCCUGAGGCGGCUGAUGGUGGCGUGGCUGAUGACAAUGUGUAUGCAGUGCCACCGCCAGCAGAACGAGAGGCCCCGACGGAUGCCAAGCGCCUGUCGGCCUCCAGUACAGGGAGCACACGCAGCAGCCAGUCGGCCUCCUCCCUGGAGGCUGCGGUGCCGGGCCGUGAGCCCUUGGAGCUGGAGGUGGCGGUGGAGGCCCUGGCACGGCUGCAGCAGGGCGUGAGUGCCACCGUAGCCCACCUCCUGGACCUGGCAGGCAGCGUCAGCGGGUGCGGGAGCUGGCGUAGCACCUCCGAGCCUCCGGAGCCACUGCUGCAGGACCUGCGGGCUGCUGUAGCUGCUGUCCAGGGGGCUGUCCACGAGCUGCUGGAGUUUGCCCGCAGCGCCAUAGGCAACGCUGCCCACACUUCUGACCGCACGCUGCAUGCGAAGCUUAGCCGGCAACUGCAGAAGAUGGAGGAUGUGUACCAGACACUGGUGGCCCAUGGUCAGGCCCUCGACAGUGGCCGGGGAGCCCCAGGGGCCACUCCCGAAGACCUGGACCGCCUGGUAGCCUGCUCACGGGCUGUGCCUGAGGAUGCCAAGCAGCUGGCCUCCUUCUUGCAUGGCAAUGCCUCGCUGCUCUUCAGACGGACCAAGGCCCCUGGGCCAGGGCCUGAGGGAGGUGGUCCCCUGCACCCCAAUCCCAUUGACAAGGCCAGCAGCAUCCAGUCCCGGCCUCUGCCCUCACCCCCUAAGUUCACCUCCCAGGACUCCCCGGACGGGCAGUAUGAGAACAGUGAGGGGGGCUGGAUGGAGGAUUACGACUAUGUCCACCUGCAGGGGAAGGAAGAGUUUGAGAAGACCCAGAAGGAGCUGCUGGAGAAAGGCAACAUCAUGCGGCAGGGGAAGGGCCAGCUGGAGCUCCAGCAGCUGAAGCAGUUUGAGCGACUGGAGCAGGAAGUGUCACGGCCCAUAGACCAUGACCUGGCCAACUGGACCCCGACCCAGCCCCUGGCCCCAGGGCGGACAGGCAGCCUGGGGCCCUCGGACCGGCAGCUGUUGCUCUUCUACCUGGAGCAGUGCGAGGCGAACCUGACCACCCUGACCAACGCGGUGGAUGCCUUCUUUACCGCCGUGGCCACCAACCAACCCCCCAAGAUUUUCGUGGCACACAGCAAGUUCGUCAUCCUCAGUGCCCACAAGCUGGUGUUCAUUGGGGACACACUGUCACGGCAGGCCAAGGCGGCCGACGUGCGCAGCCAGGUGACCCACUACAGCAACCUGCUGUGUGACCUCCUGCGUGGCAUUGUUGCCACCACCAAGGCCGCUGCCUUGCAGUACCCUUCGCCUGCCGCUGCUCAGGACAUGGUGGACAGGGUCAAGGAGCUAGGGCACAGCACUCAGCAGUUCCGCCGGGUCCUGGGCCAGCUGGCUGCUGCCUGAGGGCAGAUGACCAGAGGGAUGGGGGUCAGGGGAGUAGGGCAGCGAGGGUCCCAGCUGCCCAGGGCACCUGCCCUGAGAGGGUUGCGCAUGGGGACAGGCACCCCAGCUCUGCCUGGGCCUGGUGCCCCAGACUGUGCAGGGAUUUGUACAUAUUUAUGAUGGGGCAGGAUAUGGGACGGUGUCUCCUCCGAGGAGCUCAAGCAGAGCUGGGCCCGCAGGAACCGAGGCUGAGGAGUGGGCUGGUGGUCUUCCCUGAGUACGCUGGGGGCUAGGCCUGGGCACAGAGGCCCCUCGACCCACAUGGCCUCAGAUGACCCCUUGAGCUGAGUCUGGCGCCACAGGAGUGCCAUGUCCCCAGCCCCCUGCAGCGCAAGCGCCACUAUACCAGGAGAAAAACUCUAAAACACUAUUUUUCAUUAUUGAUUUUCCAAUCAUUUGACUAAUAGUCUACAUUUAAAUAAAAAUUUAAAAAUGAAAAGCCUCCGGUGUAAGAGGUGUGAGAGCCAGGAGGGUUCGUGGAUGUGGGCAGGUGUGUCCUUGCUCUGGGAACCACAGGGUAGGAGCAGCAGAUUGAGGGGGUGUGUGGUGAAGCUGUGGGUGGCUUCUCAGGACGCUGAAGAAAGAUUGGGUCCCUUCAGGAGAAAACCAAAGCCCUGAGAAACAGGGCCCGGCCAGGCAUCUUCUGCAAGGUGGGGGCAGGUCUGCCAGUGGCCCCAAGACCUUGGGAGCCAAGGCUGCUGGAGAGAAGUUGAG
Nyctereutes procyonoides (raccoon dog) is the source of this 3530-nucleotide messenger RNA. It is a transcript of the gene BCAR1, whose product is annotated as BCAR1 scaffold protein, Cas family member. The transcript has 7 exons. Gene Ontology annotation, biological process: cell migration; cell surface receptor protein tyrosine kinase signaling pathway. Lineage: Eukaryota; Metazoa; Chordata; Mammalia; Carnivora; Canidae. Gene Ontology annotation, molecular function: protein binding. The record is from RefSeq and is a predicted model, not a curated record. Gene Ontology annotation, cellular component: cytoplasm; plasma membrane; focal adhesion. The coding region runs from base 174 to 2777 and encodes 867 amino acids.